CCCUUUUCUUGACCAUGAGCCACAACAGAAUGUCCGAGUUUCGGGCAAACCGGAACAGCAUCAUGAGCCACAUAUCGUCUAUUCUGCCAACAAGACACUCUAACGAUGGCAACGAGGGGCAGACCGAAAUGGAAAAGUACUUUGCUGCUCUUGAUGGACUCGAGAGAGACAUUGCAGGAGUCAACAGCGGUGUUGAUGAUCUGAGUGCCCUGCACGGGAAGCUCCUUUCUUCGUCUGACGGCCACAAGGCUGAAGCCAUUGCCAACCAGCGUGACCGCAGGACAGCGCAAAUCAACAGCCAGAUCACCAAGCUCAAGAAAGAGCUAAAUGCAAUUGACCUCAUGAACGACAGCACCACCCUCGCCCCAGCCGACGAAGCAACCCGGCGCAGUCGGCACGCCCUGCUCGCCCGCCGCCUCAUGGAGGUUGUUGACAAGUACCGCACGCUCGAACGCGAGUCCCAGAAGCGCUACCGGGACCGGAUCGAGCGGCAGAUCCGCCUGGUCAAGCCCGAUGCGACCGAUGAGGAGGUCGAGCAGGCUGUGCACAAUGAGUCGGCAAGAUCCGUGUUUGCUAUGGAUGUGAUGACGUCAUUCCGCAGUCGCCAGGCCAAGCGCAUGCUGAGGGACGUCGAGCAGCGCGAUAAGGACAUUCGCGAGAUUGGUGCCACCAUCGAGCUGCUCAACAGCAUGUUCCUCGAUAUGCAGGAUAUGGUGAAUCAGCAGCAGGAAGUCCUGGAUAACAUCGAGAAUGCUGUCGAGAGCGCCCAGGAGCACACACACAAGGCCAACCAGGAAGUCAAGGAGGCAACGCGCUUGAGGAUCAGCGCCAGGAAGAAGACAUGGGUCAUCUUGGGUCUGAUAUUCCUUGUCAUUGUCGCCAUAGCAUGCGGUGUCGCUAUCCCACUGGCAACGUAA
Messenger RNA from Linderina pennispora, 917 nucleotides. RefSeq names its product t-SNARE. NCBI's taxonomy places the organism in Eukaryota, Fungi, Kickxellomycota, Kickxellomycetes, Kickxellales, Kickxellaceae. The coding region runs from base 15 to 917 and encodes 300 amino acids. Gene Ontology annotation, biological process: vesicle fusion; exocytosis; intracellular protein transport. The transcript is spliced from 3 exons. Gene Ontology annotation, molecular function: SNAP receptor activity; SNARE binding. The record is from RefSeq and is a predicted model, not a curated record. Gene Ontology annotation, cellular component: plasma membrane; endomembrane system; SNARE complex.